Chironomus riparius is the source of this 3664-nucleotide messenger RNA. NCBI's taxonomy places the organism in Eukaryota, Metazoa, Arthropoda, Insecta, Diptera, Chironomidae. The record is from the annotation of a GenBank genome assembly.
UCAAAUUUGAAGGGGGAUAACAACUCAGAAGUUGGAAGUUGCUCGAAUGUUCAUUGAAAUCCAAAACAAGAUAAAUUUAAAUCUUUUAAUUUUUAUUAAAAAAAGGUUCAAAACAGCAUUAAAACAAUAAGGAAUAGAUAUUAAAAUCAUAAAGGAAUAUUAAAUAAUACAUACUGCAUACAUCAUUUUAACAACAAGUACAAGUACAAGUCAGAAUUAAAAAUGCAUAUAGAGAAUCCAGACGCUUUAAAGAGUUGGCUAACGCCAGUCUUAGAACCAUUAUGUGAUGCCGACCCAACUGCACUCGCAAAAUACGUACUGGCUCUGCUGAAGAAAGACAAGCCGCAAAUCGAGUUAACUGGAUGCAUGGCAGAACAAUUGGAUGUGUUUUUAGGAAAAGAGACAAAACCAUUUCUGGACAAGUUAUUUAGUGUAAUUCAAAAUCAGGAGUACAUCACCGUGAGUUCAAGUGAUAAGAAUCAGAAUGUCGUAGUGGCGAAUCCAAUUAAGGAACGUGAAACAACACCUCCCGUAAUUACUAGCAGCCAGUCAAGUAAUAAUACGACAAAUUCAUCUGGUGGAAUUAAAAGAACCAAAGAAUCUGCCGAUGAAGGAGGACGAUAUGAUAGGAUCUCAACAGUUAAUAGAAAAACAACGUCUGUGACAACACCAAGUAAGAGUAAGAGUCAAGAGCCAAUUUCUAAAACAUUAACUGAUGCAAAUAAUCGAGAUAUGCGUCGUAGACGAAUAUCAAAUCGCUCAAAGAGUCGAUCAAAAUCAAAAAGCCGAUCCAGAUCAAAAUCACUGGAGAGAAUUAGACGAUCAAGAUCACGUGAGAGAAGACUAGCAAAUAAUAAUGAUUAUGUACGUGAUAAACAAAAUCGUUCAUAUCGUAAUUUAUCACCACAAGCUGCUGCAUCAGCAGCCAGACGCUAUGAUCAUCGUAAGAAUGAUAGAGUAUCUCCAAAGCCAUAUCGUGGAAAUCUCCCGAGGAGGUCUAGAAGUCGUUCAAUGUCACCAACUUAUAGAAAAAUAUCCCCAAAACCUGAAGAAUUCCCAUUUGAGAAUAAGAGCAAAAGAUGUCGUGAUUUUGAUGAGAAAGGAUAUUGUAUGCGUGGAGAAACAUGCCCAUGGGAUCAUGGUGUAGAUCCAGUUGUAUUGGAGGAUUUAAAUAAUCCACAAAUUGGAAUGGCACCAGUUUCUCUUAAUAUUCGUGCACCUCAUCAUACUGAAUAUAAUCCAGACAAUCCAGAUUUAUGGAAUAGAAGUGGGCCUGGAUUUCCACCAUCUAAUCGUAUGAUGCUUCCUGGACCAAGACCACCUUAUUUUGGUGGAUUUCGUGGAGGUCCUGGAAUGUUUAAUAUGCCACCGACUGGUUCGUUGCCUCGUGAAUUAAUCUCUGUUCCUGUUAUGGAUCCAAAUGUCUCGUCUGUUCCUGGAGAAAUGGCACCACAAAUGAAACGUCGAUUUGAUGCCGAAGAAGGUGCAGCAAAUAAUGAAGGUCCAAAAAGAAAAUUACCAAUUAAUGCACGUCUUGGACCACGUAUAAAUUCUGGAAUGCCUAUGAAUCCACAAGCAAAUUGCUCGUUAGAAUUGAGAAAAAUUCCGAGAGGAUUAAAUGCAAUUUCACAUCUUAAUGACCAUUUUUCAAAGUUUGGUAAAAUCACAAACAUCCAAAUUGCUUAUGAAACUGAUCCAGAAGCGGCUAUUGUGACAUUUUCAACGCAUGCUGAAGCAAAUGUUGCUUACAGAAGUACAGAAGCUGUGCUUAAUAAUCGAUUUAUUAAAGUGUUUUGGCAUACAGGAAAUGGCGCAAAUAGUGAUAAUCCAAUGAGCGGAGCUCAAGGCUCGUUACCAAAACCAUCAGAAUUGUCAAUGAGACGUUUCCCAUACACACCAAAUAAUCAGCCAUCAGCAAAUCAACAAGCAUCGUCUGGCGAUAAUACAAAUCAGUCAAAUGCAUCACAGUCAAGUAAUAACAAUAGUAAUAAUAUUAAUAAUAAUAAUAAUAGUCAAGAUUCAGCAACGACAAGUUCCGCGACAACACCUACAGUAUCAAAACCGUCAACAACAUUCGUGAGUUCAGCUACAAUUGCAGCUCAACAAGCGGCACAACAACAAAGAUUAAAGGCAGCUAAAUUGAGUCGUGCAACAAAUGAGAUGAUAAAGAAGAAACAAAAGGAACAACAAAAGGAAGUCUAUCAAAUAGCUCACGGUCUAUUACAAAAGAAGCAGGAACUGGUGCAAAAGAAUGUUUCACAAAUGAAACAGUUAUUUGACAAGUUAGAGAAAACUGAUCCGAUGGAUCCAGCAAGAGGUCAUUUAAUGGAUACCAUUAAGUCACUCCAAAUGAUUAUUGAUAAAAUGAAGCUUGAGCUUGAAUCUGAAUCAGCACAAAUUGUUCAAAAGAUGCAGACAACAACACCUCCGCAACGUAAGACAAAGGAACAACAACAAAAGGAACUGCUUGAUUGCGAAUUGGAACUAAUUAGUAAGGAACAGCAUGGAGAUAAUGAUACAUAUGCCAUACAAAAGCGAUAUCUUGAACUUCAAAAGUCCCUAAAUCGUCCACAUUUUGCAGCAGCUGGUCCACGACCACAAAUUGUGAGACCAACUAUUGCACGUUUUGGUUCCACGAGUGUCGAUCGACGACCUACAACACUAGAAAUUAGUGGAUUUAACAUGGAUGAGAGCGAUGCUGUCUUAGGACAUUUUAAGCAUUUCGGUGAGAUCACGAAAAAUGUAUUGGAUGAUAAAGUGCCAUGCUUAGUGUUGUCAUAUUCAAAUCGUAUAAAUGCUGAGCAAGCAUUAGCUCGUGGACGACAGUUCAAAGAUAAGGCAUUAGCUAUCAAAUGGUUUACUGAAAAGGUGCAAGUAAAAGAAGAAGCAACAGAGAUGAUUGAAAAGGCAGAGGAUGUUGGUGGUAAGAGUCCAAAAUAUGAGUCGGUCAAAUUGGAGAAGAAAGAAGGUUCAGAUGAUGAAGAAAUGGAAGAAGAAGAACGCUCUUGGAGACGCGGCUAUGAGGAUGGAGAAUAAGUUCAUUUAUUUAUUUUUAUUAUUUUCCUUUCUCAUUUUUAAUUAAAAGAAUAAUAAUUCGAAACAGUUGAUUGUUUUGAGAUGCAGUAGAAUAUGCAAUAGCAAUUUUAAUGGAAUAUUCAUACAUUACGUGAACUCUUUUAUAAACAGGAAUUAUCUAAUUUUUCCUUAAUAUCCUUUUUUUAAAUCUAUAAGUUUGUCGUAUUAAUCAAUUUCUUCAUGUUGAGAUUUUUUAUAAAAAGAUUAACACUCAAAAUGGCUUUUUACAAAACAAUUUUCAUAGUAAUAACGAUAAUAUUAUGCUGAUUUGAGUACAGGAAGAUGACAUUUUGCCCUUUUUUGAAUGUAAAUUUGUUGUAUUGCGAGUUAUGUUAAUGAAAUAUAAAAUGUAAUAGUCUAUAAGGAUGUCUAAAAACUGAAAAAAUGGAAAACAAAAAACAUGCAAUGGUAAAUAAAAAAAGAACGAGUAAAGAAAGUUUCGGACGAAAAAAAAAGAAAAGAAGGAAGUAGAAUAAAAGGAAACAAAAAAAAAGAAUUCAAAUUCGAUACCAAAAAUAAAGAAGAUGAAAAAAUUUCGGAAAUAUUUUCCUUUUAACAGUGAAAAACAAUUUUAAAACCAUAAAAAAAA